AUUCAGUUAGUUAACUGGAGAUGGCUAAUAUUUCAGGGAGACAUUCGCUAUAAAGUAUUAAUAAUUACGACACUGUAUCGAUACAUUUCUUUACAAAAAGGCUCAACUGACGACGUUACGUUACGGUACGGCUGGAUUCCCUUCGGAGGUCGUUGUCAUGGCACCGCCAAAAAAGAGUGCGUUACCCAAACCACUCCCAGAGGGCUUCAUACUGACCGACAGUGAGAAGAAGAAGUGGAGGCUGGGGAAAAUGAUCGGUCAAGGUGGCUGCGGACUGAUCUAUCAAGCCUCCCAUGAUGUGGACAGACCUGUUGCAGCAGACAGUGACUUUGUCAUAAAAGUGGAGUCCCAGGAGAACGGCCCCCUGUUCUCGGAGCUCAAGUUCUACCAGAGGGCAGCCAAACUAGAGAACAUGCAAAAAUGGAAGCAAAGCAAGAAACUGGACUUCCUGGGAAUCCCAACGUACUGGGGAUCAGGACUCGCUGAAUAUAAUGAACUCAGGUACCGUUUCAUGGCCAUGGACCGACUGGGCAGUGACCUUCAGAAAAUCUGUGAGCGCAGCGGUGGUCGACUGAAGAAGGCCACUGUUCUCCAGCUCGGGCAAGGACUGGUGGAUGUACUGGAGUACAUUCAUGAGAAGGAGUAUGUCCACGCGGACAUUAAAGCUGCUAACCUCAUGCUGGGUUGCAGAGACCCUGAACAGGUCUAUCUAGCAGACUACGGGCUGUCCUACAGAUACUGUCCUGAAGGAGUCCACAAAGAAUACAAGGAGAACCCCAAGAAGGGUCACAAUGGAACCAUCGAAUACACCAGCCUGGAUGCCCACAGAGGAGUUGCUCCAUCCAGACGUGGUGACCUCCAAAUUCUGGGUUUUUGUCUUCUUCACUGGUUAUGUGGAUCUCUGCCUUGGGAUAAAAUUCUCAAGUACCCAACUCGGGUCCAGGAGGCCAAGGACAGACUGAUGGAUAAUCUGCCAAACUCGGUCCAGCAGCUGUCAGUGAGAGGAGCCAGCACAGAUGAGGUGGCUGCAUUCCUCAACUCCGUGAAGACUCUGGACUACAAAGAAAAGCCAAACUACCAGCAACUCAAACAGCUGUUGGCCAGCGUUGUCACAGGGAGACUUGACUUCUCCGUGCCACGAGAGCUCGCAGGGGAGUCCAGCACCAAGGUACAAGCCCCCACCAGGGAGAAGACAUCAAGACGAGCCAGAGGGCCCUCCAAAGCCAAGGCUGUGGCCAGACAGCUGGAUGAUGAUGAUGAUGAUGAAGAUGAAGAGGCGGAGGAGAAGGUGAAGUCUAAACCUGUGCCAGCUCGCUACAUAAGAGGACCGUCCCUCACCAAACCUCAGUCCCAACAGAAGGAAGAUGGAGAGUUGCCUGCUGUCAGCAGAUCAUUGAGGCCAAGACCUGUGGUGGCUUAUGCAGAAGACGACAGUGAAGAAGAGGAGGAAGAGGAGGAGGAGGAAGAAGAGGAGGAGGAGGCCAGACCCAAACCCAUCCCUGCAUGCUAUCUGAGAGGCCCUCCGAUUGGCCCCAGAGCUCAACCCAAACAGAAAACCAAACGGACCGGCAGGAAAACAGACGACCUCGCCGUGACCUCGGAGAGACGGGAACGACUCCUCCACUCGCCAAGCGCAAUACGCACGCUGACAAACUGCAACGCCAAGAACCAAAUGUACUACAGGGAGAGACGGGAUGAAAGGCUGCCCCUUACAAUGAGGACUACCGGGGGUUAAAGCUGCAGGAGGACUGGGAUCCUCCUCGGGAUCACCUCUCGACCCCUUCGGCCCAUCGAGAGCGUUGCUGCAGGGGUCCGCAACAGGAACCCGGUCCCUCACGGAGGAGCGGACUGUCCUCCUGGCUUGUCUUCGUGGGCGUCUUCUUUCUCCUGGGGCUGGCUGCUCUCGGCGUUUCCCAAAGUGCUUUUAAAUCCCGUUGAAAAUAAUAUUUUCAAAGGAACGUCUCAGGACUGCUGGGCGGCCAUCUUCACCGUAAUGGGCUGAAAUGGAAAGAGAAUCUUAAGUAUUCUGAUGAUUCGAUGUAUUUAAAUAAGGUUAAAUGAAAAGAUUUCUCAUGCUUUUUGUGACUGGACUUGAAUCAAUGGCGUUGUGUAUUCACAGAUGUCCUGGAACAAAUACUGUACUUACUCUUUUAUCAAUGCUGCUCCCUAUUCAUGAACGCUCUCAGCAGAGAGAAGGUUACUGGAUGUAUAGAGCCCCGCUGAUUAAACUACACUGAAUGUCUAGUGACUCUGUGAGUGAAGGCCUUUUACACACACACACACACACACACACACACACACACGCACACACACGCACAC
This is a messenger RNA of Anoplopoma fimbria (sablefish), 2319 nucleotides long. RefSeq names its product VRK serine/threonine kinase 2 (gene vrk2). Gene Ontology annotation, molecular function: ATP binding; protein serine/threonine kinase activity. Gene Ontology annotation, biological process: peptidyl-serine phosphorylation; signal transduction. Gene Ontology annotation, cellular component: cytoplasm; nucleus. The record is from RefSeq and is a predicted model, not a curated record. NCBI's taxonomy places the organism in Eukaryota, Metazoa, Chordata, Actinopteri, Perciformes, Anoplopomatidae.